Molecule: messenger RNA, 2142 nt
Organism: Paraphaeosphaeria sporulosa
Lineage: Eukaryota; Fungi; Ascomycota; Dothideomycetes; Pleosporales; Didymosphaeriaceae
Product: TPR-like protein
Exons: 8
Coding region: 1-2142 (713 amino acids)
Cellular component (GO): kinesin complex
Molecular function (GO): protein binding
Source: RefSeq, a predicted model, not a curated record
AUGGCAAAGAAUAAGACUCUCUCAAAGGCGAUUAACUCGAUGUUCCAAUGGUACAAAAACGCGAUACGAUGCUACGUCUUCUUGUCAGACGUCUCGGUAUCGACUGCAACAGAGCCAGUCCAACGGAGUGACUGGGAGGCAUCGUUCCGCAAAAAGCUUAUCGCGCCGCCGUCAGUCGAGUUCUUCUCAUGCGAAGGACAGCCCAUAGGCGACAAGGCGUCGCUCGACCAGCUUAUACACGAGAUCACUGGCAUCCCGCUCGCGGCAUUGCGCAAUUACCCCUUAGACCAGUUCACUACAUCCGAGCGAGAGAGAUGGGCCGAGAAUCGCAGAACAACUGAAGAGGAAGAUAUUGUAUACUGCCUGCUUGGGAUUCUUGGUGUUUACAUGCGAACCGCGUACGGUGAAGGACAAGAGAGUGCACGAAGUAGACUACAGGUAGAAGUCGUGGUAGUUGCUAAUGUACCGUCGAUCAUCCCGUUCUUACAAAACCCUCGCUUCGUAGGCCGAGAGUCGCAGCUUGCCGAGCUGGAAGGAAAGCUCUUUAGCAACGAACAGACCACUACUACACUAGCGAUUGUUGGACCUGGUGGAUUAGGCAAGUCGCAGCUCGCGCUCGAGGUUGCACACAAAAUAAGGCAGAACAUGGAUAACUGCUUAGUCUUUUGGAUGGACGAGCUACUGUAUCUGCCUCUAGCGAUCGCGCAAGCAGCAGCGUGCAUAAACGCUAGCGGCAUAAUAGUGCAGAAUUACCAAGCACAGCUAGACGCGUACAAUGAUGCCGCUAUUGACCAUAGCAGCGACUCUCCCACAGAUAAUGAUGACGAAGAGAGAUUAGAUCUUUUAUGGAAAUGUGCCCUGGCUUUGUAUAGUGACGGACGGUAUGAGGAGGCCGAAGAGCUGUUUGUGCAAGUGAUGGAGACGAGCUCGAGGCUGAACGUGCAAGUGAUGGAGACGUUCAAGAGAGUGCUUGGAGAGGAGCAUCAUUCCACGCUGACCAGCAUGGCCAACCUGGCGUCGACGUUUUCGAAUCAAGGCCGGUGGAAUGAGGCCGAAGAGCUGGAGGUGCAACUGAUGGAGACGAGCUUGAGGGUGCUUGGGAAGGAGCAUCCUUCCACGUUGACCAGCAUGAACAACCUGGCGUCGAUGUACAGGAAUCAAGGCCGGUGGAAGGAGGCCGAAGAGCUGGAGGUGCAAGUGAUGGAGACGAGAGAGAGGGUGCUUGGGGAGCAGCAUCCAGACACGCUGACCAGCAUGGCCAACCUGGCGUCGACGUACAAGGAUCAAGGCCGGUGGAAGGAGGCCGAAGAGCUGGAGGUGCAAGUGAUGGAGACGAGAGAGAGGGUGCUUGGGGAGCAGCAUCCAGACACGCUGACCAGCAUGGCCAACCUGGCGUCGACGUACAAGGAUCAAGGCCGGUGGAAGGAGGCCGAAGAGCUGGAGGUGCAAGUGAUGGAGACGAGAGAGAGGGUGCUUGGGGAGCAGCAUCCAGACACGCUGACCAGCAUGGGUAACCUGGCGUCGACGUACAUGAAUCAAGGCCGGUGGAAUGAGGCCGAAGAGCUAGAGGUGCAAGUGAUGGAAACGAGAGAGAGGGUGCUUGGGGAGGAGCAUCCUUCCACGCUGACCAGCAUGGCCAACCUGGCAACGACGUACCUGAAACAAGGUCGGUGGAAGGAGGCUGAAGAGCUGAACGUGCAAGUGAUGGAGACGAGAAAGAGGGAGGCUGAAGAGCUGAACGUGCAAGUGAUGGAGACGAGAAAGAGGGUGCUUGGGGAGCAGCAUCCAGACACGCUGACCAGCAUGGGUAACCUGGCGUCGACGUACAUGAAUCAAGGCAGGUGGAAUGAGGCCGAAGAGCUAGAGGUGCAAGUGAUGGAGACGAGAGAGAGGGUGCUUGGGGAGGAGCAUCCUUCCACGCUGACCAGCAUGGCCAACCUGGCGUCGACGUUUUCGAAUCAAGGCCGGUGGAAUAAGGCCGAAGAGCUGGAGUGCCAAGCCCGUCACAAGGACGCUCUUGUACUGAUGGAAAGAUGCUUCCGCCUGAGCCAGCAGGUCCUUGGCAAGCAACAUCCUGAUACACAGUCGUCGCUGGGCACGUUGGCGAGCUGGCGAGCGGAUUGUAGUGACGAAAAUUCGUGA